Cryptomeria japonica (Japanese cedar) is the source of this 957-nucleotide messenger RNA. RefSeq lists its product as uncharacterized. Gene Ontology annotation, biological process: positive regulation of ubiquitin-protein transferase activity; protein neddylation. Gene Ontology annotation, cellular component: ubiquitin ligase complex. The record is from RefSeq and is a predicted model, not a curated record. The transcript has 9 exons. Bases 388 to 849 code for a protein of 153 amino acids. Lineage: Eukaryota; Viridiplantae; Streptophyta; Pinopsida; Cupressales; Cupressaceae. Gene Ontology annotation, molecular function: cullin family protein binding; ubiquitin conjugating enzyme binding; ubiquitin-like protein binding.
AUGGGCAGUGUAUAACAACGCACAUUCUGCGAGGUCCUGGGCAGUGCAUAACAGAUUGUCGUCGUGUUUCAAAGACAAGUGUCCUACAUUUGAACAGUACGUGGGAGCAAAGAAUGCAUACAGAUGUUUUCUUCUAUGAAACAAAUGUGCAGUCUAGUAUGAAGUUAAAAGAUAGAGCAUCGAAGAAAAAGGGCAAAUACGUUUCAAAUAAACUUUCAAUGACAGUGGCCAAGAAUCGAGAGCAUUCAAACAAGGUUUAUACUUUCAGGGACUGCGGCCAAACCCCUAGAGCACUUCAACAAAUUAAGAGACCAAUAUGCAUGGUUUGGCUUCUGCCCAAGCCCUGGAACAAUAGGAUGAUUGUGCACGGAUCUGAAAGUUGAGAUAAUGGAUGUCAAACUCCUAAUGCUUGCUUGGAAGAUGCGAGCUGCACGGCAGGGAUAUUUUACUUUGUUUAUAUUUUUCAAGAAGAUGCGAGCUGCACGGCAGGGAUAUUUUGCUUUGGAGGAGUGGCACAGAGGCCUUCAAUCAUUGAAAGUCAAUACCAUUGAUAAGUUGAAGAAUUCACUUCCUGCAUUAGAGCAAGAGGUUAUGCGUUCCCAAAACUUCUGGGACUUUUAUACUUGCUCUUUCCAGUACUGUUUGACAGAAGAUGGACAAAAAUAUCUGGACAUAGAAAGUGUCUGUAACCAGGAGGAUUGUAAAGCCAUUAUUCUUGACCACUGGCAGUGUUUUCUAAGCCUUUUUAAUAAGAUCAAUUGUCCAACCUUUGAUAUUUAUGAUUCAUUUGAUGCAUGGCCUUUGCUUUUGGAUGAUUAUGUUGAAUGGGCACAAAAGAGGCUGAGAUGAGACAACCACUACUUAGCACUAACCAGAUGCAUUUAUUGCUUUUGCUUCUGAAACUCAGCUAUAAAGAAUUAAAGAUUACUUAUGGAAAAUGGCAUUUCUUUUUGAAAA